AAUACACAGGAUUUUUGCGAUGAAACGGUGCAGUCGUUGCGGACAAGGGAUAUACGCGUCGGAACUAGUCAUGAGAGUGCGGGACAACAUCUACCACAUGCAGUGUUUCACGUGCGCAUGGUGCAACACCACGUUAGCACAGGGCGACUAUUUCGGCCUCAAAGAUAAUCUAGUCUACUGUCGGACGCACUACGAAAUGCUCACUUGCGGUCACUUCCUGUUGACCUCCGAGAACGCCAUCCAUCCGUCGACGGGCGCCGCACACGACCGGCCGAACCAACCAAUUAUGCCCGCCUACGGGUCCAUAUACAACGGCACCGGCGCCGCGCCCGUGUCCGCAGUGGGCGGCGCCGUCACGACUGUCACCGGCGUUCGUAAGGGUAGGCCUCGGAAACGGAAGGCCGCCGACGGAACACCUCUUCACGACAAUCACUCGCCGGGAGUGGCGUCGACUCCCAGCGCACAGAGUCCUACGUUAGCCAAUUCAAUGGACAGUAAUGUGGUGUCAAACCUGAGCGGGAGUAUAGACACGGGUUGUAUGAGCGACGGGCAGUCAUCGAUGACCGGCUCAUCGCUUAUGAUGUCGGGUCACGCCUCGGGCCAGAGGACCAAACGUAUGCGCACGUCAUUCAAACACCACCAGUUGAGGACAAUGAAGUCCUACUUCUCCAUCAAUCAAAACCCUGACGCCAAAGACCUCAAACAACUCGCGCAGAAGACUGGCCUCUCCAAGAGGGUCCUACAGCUUAGAGCGAAAAAGGGAUUUAUAAAC
Messenger RNA from Medioppia subpectinata, 772 nucleotides. The record is from the annotation of a GenBank genome assembly. NCBI's taxonomy places the organism in Eukaryota, Metazoa, Arthropoda, Arachnida, Sarcoptiformes, Oppiidae.